AUGACAGAGGAGGUGACAGCUCAGAGGGCCUCGCUGUCACAGGCGCUAGAGGCCAGGAGGAAGGCAGAGGGAGAGCUGUCUGAGUUGCGGGAGGACAGCUCCUCUCAGAUAGCCCAUCUCGUGGAGUCCCUGGAACAGAAAUCAAAAGCAGUGGAGCAGCUGACAAUGUCACUGGAAGACGAGAGAGAGGAGAUAAAGGCAUUGAAGAGGAAGCACACUAGCAGCACCAAAGACCUUCAGAGACAGAUCGCCCACUGCAAGAGGAGAAUGGAGCACCUCGAGAGCCAGGUCCCGCCUGAUCGCGAACCUCCAGCCACCCUACCCAUCACUGAGGGCUCCAGGGCCUCUUCGCACUCCUCCAUCGACGCCCUCCCUCCCUCCACACUCCUCACACAUCACCAUCCGCACAGAGCAUCCUCCUCCCCUCCAGAAGAUGGAGAGUUGUCAGUGCAGCAUUCUGAGCGAGCCUUAUCCCCUGGGGGUGGGAGCGGGGGAGGGUUAAUGUUCCAGGGGGUCCUGGACCAGGAGAAGAGGUUGCUGGUGGAGAAGAUAUGCUCCCUCAAGAGAGACAUGGCCCGCUGCGAGGAGAGAGUCGAGUUCUUUGAGUCCCACUCACACCAACUCACUGAGGACAUCCAGAGGAAGUCAAAGAUCAUCCAGGAUUUCAUAAUGCGUGAGCAGACGGGUGCACUGGCCCCGCCAUCCAUUGACGAGCACAAGGUCAGGCACUCUCGUCGACACGGGAUCAUGGCCUCCGUCUUCUCGGGGGCACGCCCCCACAACAGUGAUGUGAACCUUGACCUCUCGGUGGAGAUGAACCGCAAGAUGCAGUCGGUGCUGGAGGACACUCUGCUCAAGAACAUCACUCUCAAGGAGAGUAUCGACACUCUGGGCCAGGAGAUACAGAGACUGUCCUCUCAACUGCAGGCCUAUGAGACAGCCUCCAGAUAGCACUAGCCCCCCUCUGCCCGUUAUUAUCAUCCGCAGCGACUCUAUUCAAAUCAUUCAUAUCACCUCUCACUUCUUCAAAUACAUAAUUAUUGGAUAAAUAUAAUGUUUUUUUAUUGUGGUGUGAACUUACAUAAUAAUAUAUAGACUGGGAGUGAGAUGAAAUGAUAAUAUUAUUCUGCUAGCUGUCCCAUCUAGUUUUGCCAGUGUCUGUAGAGCGGCGCUGUCUGUUUCCCUCGGAGUUCAUGUUGAGGAAGAGGAGGUAGGCCGUGCAGCCAGCCAUGCACACGGCUCCCAGCACCAUCACACUCUUUCUGGGCCGAGCAAAGAGCUCGAAGUUGACGGCUCUGAACACUCCAGUAGUUCUUACUCCUGCAAUUCCUCGGCCUGGCUCUGGUUCAGGUUUUUGCUGCUGGGACGACAUUACG
Geodia barretti is the source of this 1376-nucleotide messenger RNA. NCBI's taxonomy places the organism in Eukaryota, Metazoa, Porifera, Demospongiae, Tetractinellida, Geodiidae. The record is from the annotation of a GenBank genome assembly.